AUGAGUAGCAUUUCAUCCUUCGGUGGUACAGGCUCGAGCCUGGCACGAGCGGUGGUGAUAGUCGCUGGUGUUUCUGCGCUGGUAGCUUCACUUCUGUCUCUCCUGUCCAUAUGGCUUCAGACGAAAAACUAUCGAAAACCACUCCUCCAGCGAUAUGUUGUCCGCAUACUGUUGAUGGUCCCUAUCUAUGCGGUUUCCUCCUGGGCUAGCAUUAUAUCCUUGAAAGCGGCGAUGUGGCUGGACCCCGUUCGCGAUGUCUACGAGGCGUUCACGAUCUAUACCUUCUUUCAACUACUCAUCAACUUUCUGGGAGGCGAGAGAGCAUUGAUUAUUAUGACUCAUGGACGUCCUCCAAUUCAACAUGCUUGGCCAUUGAACCAUAUCCUGCCCAAAGUGGAUAUCUCCGACCCUCAGACCUUCUUGGCUGUUAAGCGUGGGAUUCUUCAGUAUACAUGGCUUAAGCCAAUCCUGGCUAUCAUUUCUAUUGUCAUGAAAGCGACGGAUACUUAUCAGGAAGGCUAUCUGGGCUUGACAUCGGGGUAUCUCUGGACGGGUAUCGUGUACAAUGUCAGCGUGACCAUAAGUCUCUAUUCGUUAGCCAUGUUUUGGGUCUGUCUGCAUAACGACCUGGCACCAUUCCGUCCGGUUCCUAAGUUCCUCUGUGUCAAGCUUAUCAUUUUUGCUUCUUACUGGCAAGGCUUUUUCUUGUCCAUUUUGCAGUGGCUGGGCGCUCUAUCCAACGGCGUGGCGGGAUAUACACCCGACAAUCUCGCCGCUGCGAUUCAGGACAGUUUGAUCUGCUUCGAGAUGCCAUUCUUCGCCAUUACUCACUGGUACGCUUUCUCCUGGCAUGACUACGCCGACUCCACCAUUUCAGCUGCCCGUCUGCCUGUGAAGUUUGCCCUUCGUGAUUCCUUUGGUAUCCGCGACCUUAUUGAAGACACGAAGAUGACCCUUCGAGGAGAAAACUACGAGUACAGACUCUUUGAUUCCGGUGAUCACAUCAUCCCUCAUGCCGAGUCCAACUCCCGUGUCAGGCGAGUGAUGCACGGCAUGCGGUAUGAGCGUGGGGGCAAAGCGAAGUACUGGAUCCCCAAACCAGGCGAGGUUAACAGUCGAACGCCAUUACUGUCAGGGUCUGAAGGAAGCAGUCGCGAUCGACGAAGCAGCACGCUCAGUCGAUUUCGAUCAAACAGUGACAUUGAGGAGAUGGGUCUUGACGAUGAGGAUGAAAGACUCUUUGCCAAUGCACGCGCUCUUGAAUUCGGUGAUUGGAAUGUAAGUCAUCAAGCUGCAUGGCGCUCUAGUCCAGGACACCGAUGGGCUAAUUGCAAUCAGUAUCCCGUGAUCACGGCCAACGAAGUGCCGGAGGAUCAACGGCAAAUACACCAGCGAAGCUCCCCAAAUCUACAAAACGCUGGAGCGGUGAAACGGACGCGAAAGCACCGUAAGUCCCGCAUCAACAAUGGCGGAGGCACCCCACGAAGUGAAGGUAGCCCCCGUAGUUCUCGCAGGGAACCCCCCAACAGUCGCCAGACAGUUCGUCAGGAGACUAGCUCAUCCAUAUCCCACAGCUCCCAGCGCAGUCAGCUGGUGGACUUGGUAGUGGAGGACCACAAAGCAGAGCAAGCGGAAAGAGUGCAUACACAGAAGGCGUUCGGAUCGACCUGGCUGGAGCCCGACCAGAGGCACUUCCAGAGACCCUCUGGGGAGCCAGUUGAUGAACGGCCAAGCUAUCUUGAAAAUAGCGCAGAUGGCACGAUGGAGAAUACCAGAGCUGCAAGCCCAACCGAUCGAGCAGGGGAUGAUGAUGAACCGACACCGCGGCCAAAUUGGGCAUAUGGAGGGCUGGAAGAGGAGAAUGUGUGGGAUCGCUAG
Messenger RNA from Aspergillus eucalypticola CBS 122712, 1878 nucleotides. Its product is annotated as OSTA/TMEM184 family protein. Lineage: Eukaryota; Fungi; Ascomycota; Eurotiomycetes; Eurotiales; Aspergillaceae. Gene Ontology annotation, biological process: transport. The transcript has 6 exons. The record is from RefSeq and is a predicted model, not a curated record. The coding region runs from base 1 to 1878 and encodes 625 amino acids. Gene Ontology annotation, molecular function: transporter activity.